AAAUGUCGUGAAUCAACACUUCAGAGCUAAGAAUAUGAAGAAUGUAGAAAAGCUUCUCCAACAACAUGGAAAUUUUGAAAAAGCAAAGAAUAAAGAAAAACUUUUAAAGAAAUAUAAACGCUUAUCUAAAUUAUAUCAAGCAUCUCAUAAAACAACAAAUUAA
Molecule: messenger RNA, 163 nt
Organism: Plasmodium gaboni
Lineage: Eukaryota; Apicomplexa; Aconoidasida; Haemosporida; Plasmodiidae
Product: 60S ribosomal protein L28
Exons: 1
Source: RefSeq, a predicted model, not a curated record